Vollenhovia emeryi is the source of this 3017-nucleotide messenger RNA. Its product is annotated as sphingomyelin phosphodiesterase-like. NCBI's taxonomy places the organism in Eukaryota, Metazoa, Arthropoda, Insecta, Hymenoptera, Formicidae. Gene Ontology annotation, biological process: ceramide biosynthetic process; sphingomyelin catabolic process. Gene Ontology annotation, molecular function: acid sphingomyelin phosphodiesterase activity. The transcript is spliced from 8 exons. The record is from RefSeq and is a predicted model, not a curated record. Gene Ontology annotation, cellular component: lysosome. The coding region runs from base 785 to 2608 and encodes 607 amino acids.
UAUAAAAUUAUAUCUAAUUAAUAAUAUAUAAUUAUAUAUUCCUACAUACAAAUUGAAAAAUUAAUCUUGCAAGCUCUACCUGAGAAAUGUACUUGUAAUCUUCGAAGAGCUUCUGCAUUGUGACAUAAAUGUGAAUUAUUAUAAUAAAUUGCAAUAGUAUAUUUUCAUGUAUAUCAUUAUCUAAAAUAAUCGUUCAAUUUAUCUUGCUAAUAUAUUUUAUGUAUCAAGAAUUACCAAUACAAAUUCAAAAAUAAAAUUAAUGAGUGCAUGAUUUUUCAUAAAUACUACUCUAUAAGAUUGCAGUAGACCGUAACAUAUCAUCUGUCACUCAUUAACAUUAUUUAAUGACAUAUUCAGUUAGAUGCUCGCGAAAUAGUUGGGUCUCGUAACAAAUAUAACACCAUCUCGUAAUAACGGCGUAACAUCCUAUUUAUAUCGUUUUAUGUACACAUACAGAUCAUACGAUAGCAUUGGCCCAAAUUAUUGGAUUGAUAGGCAUAAGUUCGUCUCGGUUUUAAACAAAAAUUUUAAACCUAUUAUAUUUUGUCGAUAUACAUGUAAUCAGUGAUAUCAGCAAUCUCACGAGUUUUAUGACGAUCAGUUUCAAUCAAGGCUAAGAUUUCGUGACUAUCAACCUCUUCUUGAGCUAUUUUAAAGCUGAUUGAAACAAAUGAAGGAAGUGGGGAAUUAUCUUAAAGAUACAAUAACACUGAUAGUAUAUAACACUGUGUAAUAACACUGCUGUGAUAAUACAGUGACACUACAAUAAACCAGUCGCAUCGAUAUGCAGUUCUGCAGGCUAUUGUUUCUUGCACUUUUAUUAAAAGUCGUACGCAGCGAAGUGACCAGUUAUAUAGAUGACACAGUAUCACACUUUACACAUGAAAUAAACAAUUGGAUAAAAGUACAGGAAGAAUCUGAAGAAUUUCAACAGUUAAUCCAUAGUCUAGCUCUUCCGACCAGCUUGCAGCGUGAUGAGUGGCACACAUUUAUUGGUAAAGAAAGCAAAGAUAUUUGCAUAGUAUGCAAGUCUAUUCUAAAUAGUAUUAUAGAAUGUCGUAAGCAAGGCAUGUCAGCGGGAGACAUAAGAUGUAAAGUGAUUAAACUUUGUACGCAACUAAACUUGGCAACUGAGCGAGUCUGCGACGGCGUAAUAACUAUCAAUUUGCCAACAGUAAUACAUAUCGUAGACUCGAAACCGAAUUUAACAGCAACCGUAAUUUGUGGCGUUAUAUUGGAAUCAAAAUCUUGCCCGCUUAAUGACGAGGAGUUUAAUUGGACAGUCAACAUUGAUAACGGUCCCCCAAUACUGAUUGAUCCAGAAGACAGCAAUGAAAUCCUGAAUAUAGUGCAAAUACCGGAUAUUCAUUACGAUCCUAAUUACGAACCUUAUGGCAAUCCAUAUUGCGAUGAACCAACGUGUUGUCGUAAAGGCCAAAACGACACAAACACGAGCGGCGAGGUGGCGGGCUAUUGGGGAGAUUACAAUAAUUGCGACAAUCCGUGGCAUAACGUUGUGGAUGUCCUAGACCACAUUAGAGCUCAACAUCAAAAUAUUUCCUACGUGUACUUCACUGGCGACAUAGUGGACCAUGGUGCCUGGGAAAUUACCAUUGAGGGAAAUGUAAAAAGUCUGAGCAAGGUCUAUCUCCAAAUUCACGAAACAUUCAGAAAGAUUCCCGUGUAUCCCAUUUUGGGUAAUCACGAGACGUAUCCCGUAAAUCAAUUUGCACCUAAGACUGUUACUAAUAGUGAGAUAAACACGCAAUGGCUAUAUGAAAUGAUCGCUGAUUUAUGGAUCAGUUUUGGGUGGUUGCCAGAAUCUACGCGCUCUACCAUUCUACAGGGCGGAUAUUAUACGGUUUCGCCUAGGAAAGGAUUUAGAAUUAUAGCCUUGAACAGUAACGUGUGUUUUCGUUACAAUUGGUGGCUGUGGUAUGCACCGAAAGAUCCUUACGGCCAGUUGCAAUGGAUGGCGGAUACGCUUUCGCGAGCUGAAGAGGAUGGAGAGUUCGUGCACAUAUUAGCGCACAUUCCACCCGGUGAUAAAGAGUGUUUGAGCACGUGGAGAAGAGAAUAUAUCAAAGUUGUCAAACGAUUCAGCCACAUUAUCAGAGCGCAAUUCAACGGCCACACACACACCGAUGAACUGCAAUUGUAUUACGGCGGUGAUGAUAAUAGCAAGAUUAACAAUGUCGCUUGGAAUGGCGGUAGCAUAAAUACCAAUCAGAACUUAAAUUCCAACUACAAGCUGUAUACUGUCGACAACAAAAAUUAUGCGGUAAAAGAUUUCGAGACUUGGAUAUAUAAUUUAACUUUAGCGAAUGCUAAGCCUGACCAACGGCCAUCGUGGUACAAGUCUUACUCGUUUAAGAAGGAAUAUGGUAUUUCCGACUUGUCACACGAUUCGCUGCAGGCCUGGUUGUCUAGACUAGCGAACGAUAAAAGCCUGCUAAAUCGCUAUUACAGAAAUUAUUUUAAACGCGCCGACCCGGCACUGAGGAAAGAGUGCGACGUAAAGUGCAUGAGACCUUACAUGUGCCGUAUCAUUGUCAGCCUGGGAGAUCACAGAACUAAAUGCGAGAGUAAUGAUCAGUAUCUUAAUUGACUUUAUAUCUAAUAUACGUUGAAAUCUUUUUAAUUUCUUUUAGUUAUUUUUGUACAUUGAAGAUGAUCCAAAGUGGAUCGAAACGUUUGUAUUUCAUGUAUUUCACGUUUGAUUAUUAAAUGACGUCGAUUCGAUGUCGAUCGACGAAUCAUUUCUCACUGGAUAGUAGUUUAAUUUACGAUAUGUUUAUGUCUUAUGUCCGUGUCUACCAAUGUAGAUUAACUUUAAUCUCAGCUUAAAUUACUUCUUAUCUUUUUCUAAUUUUGAAAAUUGGGAAAAGAUAUAUAGUGAGUUGAGCCGAGAUCGAAGUUAAUUUGCAUUGGUAUAAAUAGACAUGUGUCUGUUAACGAUGACACUGUAUUUCAAUGUAACAUGUUAAAAUUGGAAUAAAUAUGCUUUUAUUAAGCUU